Laetiporus sulphureus 93-53 is the source of this 341-nucleotide messenger RNA. Its product is annotated as TMA7-domain-containing protein. The record is from RefSeq and is a predicted model, not a curated record. The annotation marks the transcript as partial. NCBI's taxonomy places the organism in Eukaryota, Fungi, Basidiomycota, Agaricomycetes, Polyporales, Laetiporaceae. The transcript has 4 exons.
UUCGAUCCAACGUUCAUGGCUACCAGACAAGGCGGCAAGGCAAAGCCUCUCAAGGCUCCAAAGAAGGACAAGAAAGAGCUUGAUGAGGAUGAUCUGGCCUUCAAGGAGAGGAAGAAGCAAGAGGAGGCUGCUUUGAAGGCUGCUAAGGAUAAAGCUGCUAAGGGUAAGCUUGUCGGCAAUGGUUUGCUGCCGAUGACACUCACACUUACCACCGUCUCUGAGCAGGAGGCGCACCUGGUGGAGGUAUCAAGAAGUCUGGCAAGAAGUGAUACACGCCAGCCACGGAUUCCCAUUUCUAGCAAUGUUUACCCUCCAUGCGUCUCGCAGAGCCUCCCUUCCUC